AGUAUCCAUAACCCGAGCUAAUGUUUUCGUUUGACAGAAGGUUUAAAGCAUCAGAUGUCUCGAGCUCAGUCAUGAAAGGGGCACCGAAUUUCUGUACUGUAUAUGCAAUUUCCAGAGGGAAAAUCUCGUCGGCGAGAACAGCUACGUGUUCACCUCCGAGAACACCUGUACAACAACAAUUACAGGCUCAGCCUAGCAACAGGGUCAAUAUAAGCUACCCCAAGCCUUCCAGUAAUCCUAGAGCUGAAAGGAUACAACACUCAACACAAAGAAUGCAGGACGAGUUGGAGAUCAGGUCAAUUUUCAGCAGAAAGGGAUUUGAAGGCACAUACCAGCCCCCGGUAACAGAUUCUGACAUAUCAUUUGUGAGCAGUGGAAGGACAAGCAUGGAUCAGAUGUCUCAUCCCUUCUCUGACAAUCUGGAAGCUGGAACAACUCCCACCCGGCUCUCAACCUGCAGCUCUGAGUUUGAUGACAACAUAUGGUGCAGAACCGGAUUAACUCCCACCCGGCUCUGCAUGAGCCCUGAGUUCGAAGACAACAGAUGGGGCAGAACUGGAUUGACUCCAAAUCGUCUCUCAACCAGUUCAGAGUUUGAAGACAGCAGAUGGAGCAAGCCACCUGUUUUCACUCCGACCCGGCUCUCAACCAGCUCUGACCUUGAAGACAACAGAUGGAACAAAGCCGGAAAUACUCCCCCCCGGCUCUCAACCUGCUCUGAGUUCGAAGACAACAGGAGCAGUUUUGCUGCAUCAUACACGUCAGAAAAACAGUCUAUAGAUCUUGGUUCAUCAUAUCCAGAUUUCUCUUCAAGCUCACUGGAAAGUGGUGGAAUCUCAUGGUCAAUCCAGAGCCCGGUAAGGACGUACCAGAGCUCAGAGCAUUAAACAUAGUUUGUAAUUA
Molecule: messenger RNA, 903 nt
Organism: Tarenaya hassleriana
Lineage: Eukaryota; Viridiplantae; Streptophyta; Magnoliopsida; Brassicales; Cleomaceae
Exons: 3
Coding region: 21-887 (288 amino acids)
Source: RefSeq, a predicted model, not a curated record